Messenger RNA from Metopolophium dirhodum (rose-grain aphid), 795 nucleotides. Its product is annotated as zinc finger protein ZFP2-like. Gene Ontology annotation, molecular function: DNA-binding transcription factor activity; RNA polymerase II cis-regulatory region sequence-specific DNA binding. Lineage: Eukaryota; Metazoa; Arthropoda; Insecta; Hemiptera; Aphididae. The transcript is spliced from 2 exons. The record is from RefSeq and is a predicted model, not a curated record. Gene Ontology annotation, biological process: regulation of transcription by RNA polymerase II. The annotation marks the transcript as partial.
AUGGAAAAUAUGUCUUACACGUGCAAUGUAUGUGACAAGUCGUUCUCUGUAAGUGGCAAUUUGACAAGACAUGUACGCAUACACACUGGCGAAAAACCGUACACAUGCAAUGUAUGCGACAAGUCAUUCUCUCAAAGCAGCAAUUUGACGUUACAUCGACGCACACACACUGGCGAUAAACCGUACGCGUGCGAUGUAUGCGACAAGUCGUUCUCUGUAAGUAGCCAUUUGACAACACAUCGACGCACACACACUGGCGAAAAACCAUACGUGUGCGAUGUAUGCGACAAGUCAUUCUCUCAAAACAGCAAUUUGACGUUACAUCGACGCACACACACUGGCGAAAAACCAUAUGCGUGCGAUGUAUGCGACAAGUGGUUCUCAGAAAAUAACAGUUUGACCAAACAUCGACGCACACACACUGGCGAAAAACCAUACGCGUGCGAUGUAUGCGUCAAGUCGUUCUCUCAAAGCAGCAGUUUGACGUUACAUCGACGCACACACACUGGCGAAAAACUGUACGCGUGUGAUGUAUGCGACAAGUCGUUCAGCCAAAGUGGCCAUUUGACAGCACAUCGACGUAUACACACUGGCGAUAAACCGUACGCGUGCGAUGUAUGCGACAAGUCGUUCUCUGUAAGUGGCCAUUUGACAACACAUCGACGCACACACACUGGCGAAAAACCAUACGCGUGCGAUGUAUGCGACAAGUCGUUCUCUCAAAGCAGCAAUUUGACGUUACAUCGACGCACACACACUGAUACAAAGGCGGGCAAGUUAAUGAAAAUAAUUAAC